AUGCAUCUCGACCACAAAAUUCCGUGGAAUCUGGCGUCCGCCCAUCUUAUUAUAAUAAAAUGCAACCGCCAAUUCACCCCCCAACGCACAGAUCUCUUUGCAUGCAACAAAGUAUCAGAGUCGGGUGACUUGAAUCAUUUCUGCCGCGUGUUGACUGCAACUAUCCGGGAAUUCUCGAAAACCGAGGAGACCAAGGCUCUGUCUUCUAUAUCGCCAGAUAACCUUAUCUCUGAAGCCCUACGCUCUUAUCCUGAACAAUACUAUGGCCUCGGCCCCCACGAAACAAAUUCUGCACUCCAUAACCCUCUCUCCUCAAGUCACAAGGAUCUCCAAUACUGGGCUGAUCGCGCUGGUGACCAACACUCAGGCUAUAGCAGUGGGGAUGGAGACCUUUCCGACGCGGUUAAAAUGUUGAUUAUAACUGUCGCAAGUGCGUACAAUGAAGAUACCACCACGAGAGAAGUUGCAAGAGAAGCCGUUUCUGUUCUACUCUUCCUAUCUCGUCACCCUCAAGUUCCGAUACAUACGUUGGCGAAUCUCAGCUGGGGCCAUGGGUUUGGGGUAGAGCUAGUUGCGGAUUUUGCCUUGGAGGCGUACCUCUUGAUUAAUCUUAUGGAUGGAGUCCUUUCUCGCAAACGAGGGGAAUCUAACGGGUCUUUCGAGGAGGUAUCACUGCUGGAAACAGAAUCUUUUCGAUACUUCACCACCAAGGCUCUCCCUGACUAUGAUUACCCGGCGCAAAAUAUUCCCCAUCGUGCAUUCUGGAAUGGAUUGGGUAUUACGGAUAACUGGCGCUACCAACUGACUGCCGGGGGCUGUGCUGGGAGUGGAGAGUGGGACACGACUGCGUUAGAUGGCGUAAAGGAUCCAUUGAAAGAUGCGGAUAAGGAAACCAGACUGCGCCUCCAACGCUAUCUCAAGUUGUGUUUCACUAUAUUAUACAUUUAUGAUAUGUUAUUGAGGGAAUGGUAUGGUGAAAAGGAAGCCGAUGAGAAGUGGAGGGAUUCAAUCAAUAGUGCUUUCGAAUCUUGGGGUUGUAAAAUAUGA
Aspergillus versicolor CBS 583.65 is the source of this 1047-nucleotide messenger RNA. RefSeq lists its product as uncharacterized. The record is from RefSeq and is a predicted model, not a curated record. The transcript has a single exon. The coding region runs from base 1 to 1047 and encodes 348 amino acids. NCBI's taxonomy places the organism in Eukaryota, Fungi, Ascomycota, Eurotiomycetes, Eurotiales, Aspergillaceae.